Messenger RNA from Pelobates fuscus (common spadefoot toad), 4319 nucleotides. RefSeq names its product EPH receptor B4 (gene EPHB4). NCBI's taxonomy places the organism in Eukaryota, Metazoa, Chordata, Amphibia, Anura, Pelobatidae. The record is from RefSeq and is a predicted model, not a curated record. Gene Ontology annotation, biological process: ephrin receptor signaling pathway; axon guidance; protein phosphorylation. Bases 1153 to 4098 code for a protein of 981 amino acids. The transcript has 16 exons. Gene Ontology annotation, cellular component: dendrite; plasma membrane. Gene Ontology annotation, molecular function: protein binding; transmembrane-ephrin receptor activity; ATP binding.
GAUGGAUGUGAAGCUGCAGUGAGGAAUCUACCAAGAAAUCCCUGAACCAACUGCUGUACUCUGUGCUGUACCCAGAGCCCCCUCUGUACUCUGUGCUGUACCCAGAGCCCCCUCUGUACUCUGUGCUGUACCCAGAGCCCCCUCUGUACUCUGUGCUGUACCCAGAGCCCCUGCUUUACUCUGUGCUGUACCCAGAGCCCCCUCUGUACUCUGUGCUGUACCCAGAGCCCCCUCUGUACUCUGUGCUGUACCCAGAGCCCCUGCUUUACUCUGUGCUGUACCCAGAGCCCCCUCUGUACUCUGUGCUGUACCCAGAGCCCCCUCUGUACUCUGUGCUGUACCCAGAGCCCCUGCUUUACUCUGUGCUGUACCCAGAGCCCACUCUGUACUCUGUGCUGUACCCACAGCCACUGCUGCACCCUCCACUGUUACUAGAUCCACAGGUUUCUGCCACACUCACAGCUCCCUGCUGCACCCCACCUCCUGGAGGCUGCACCCCAAAAUCCCUGCUAACUGGGAGGGGGUUGUCUUUGUGCUUUCUGCUCCUUGGAUCAGGUUUCUUUCUUUCUGGGGCCAGUUACAGAGGCUUUAACUACCCUUGGAGGGCCCCUAAAACAGCUUCACCCCAUCUGGGACCAGCUACAAAGGAUUUAUCUGGAGGGGCUCUCACCUCAAAUCUGCAGCAGCCUACCUCACUGGGGAUUUAAUUACCCCUGGGGGCCACAAACGGAUUGUCCUCCAAUCAUCACCCCUCUGUGACUUGAAGGGCCCCCAUCCCAGGACUGAUGGACUUCCUACAAGUGGGGACAACUUUCUAGGAGUUCCAGGAACCAACAUCACAGUGUGUCACCCCUCAAGCAAGGGGACCCCAGACAUUCGGGACUCAUUGUUGGAGGGUCUCGGGUCUCUGUGGAUUGGGGGUCCCCAUUGCAUGUUUACAAGAUUUGGGCUGUGCACAGAUUAUGGGGUUCCCCCUGCAAAGCUGAAGAAUUUUGGGUCUGUAAGAAUUAGGGAUUUUUCUCAAUGCGAAGCUGACGACGUCGGGGGUCCCCUCUUCAAGGCUGGAAUAUUUGGGGUCCCUAAGGAUUAGUGCAGGACUGGAAGAAUCAAGUCCCCCCAUUGCUCUGGAUUUAGGAUUUCUUUGUCCUCUAUAUGGCUGUCCUGCUGGUUCUCCUCUGUAUCCCCCUCUCUGUGGCUCUAGAAGUCAACCUUAUGAACACCAAAUUGGAGACCUCGGACCUUAAAUGGACUGUUUAUCCCAAAGAUGACCCACAGUGGGAUGAGAUGUCUGGUCUGGAUGAGGAGCAGACACCAGUUCGAACCUAUGAAAUUUGCAAUGUCCACCUUUCUGGGCAGAACAACUGGCUCCGGACAAACUAUAUUCGCCGCGGUCCAGCCCGCUAUGUGUAUGUCGAGCUGACUUUCACAGUGCUGGAGUGCGCAUCUCUGGAACGUGCUGGCCGAUCAUGCAAGGAGACAUUUAAUCUGUACUACUACCCGUCCUCUACAGACUUGGCUAACGACCACUUUCCACCUUGGAUGGAGAACCCAUGGAUCAAAGUGGACACUGUAGCUGCUGACUUCCUGGGAAGACGUGGUGCUCGUGGGGUCUCAACACGGCCUAAUGUCAAGACCCUGAGGUUAAGUGGACUUACAGGAGCAGGCUUCUACUUGGGAUUCCAAGAUCAAGGGGCUUGCAUGGCAUUGUUGGCUGUUCGUGUUUUUUAUCGGGUAUGCCCAUCUGUGGUGGCCUCACUGGCAAGAUUUCCUGAGACUGUGUCGGAAGGUCUGGUCGUGUCGGCAGAAGGAAACUGUGUAGAUGGAGCAGAAGGGUCUAUGGGGAGACGUCCCACCAUGUAUUGUCGUGAAGAUGGAGAGUGGGCCAAACCGGCAGCCGGGGAAUGUGUCUGCAUGGCUGGAAGGGAGGAGAAAGAGGGCCGCACAAAGUGUACAGCUUGUCUAAUGGGAACGUUUAAGCCUACAGUGGGGGACAUGCCGUGUCAACCUUGUCCCCUUAACAGCCUUACAGCGGCCCCAGGGGCCACAGUGUGUAACUGCAAAACUGGGCAUUUUCGAGCUCCUGCAGAUCCCGCAACCGAUUCAUGUACCACCCCUCCCUUGGCUCCUCGAAGUAUUGUAGCCCAUGUAAAUGGGUCUGUGGUGGACUUGGAUUGGAGUGAACCACUUGAUUCUGGCGGACGGGGAGACUUGUACUAUGAAGUGCAAUGUCUGGAAUGUGCUGUGAAUGCACAGUGCAUCUCUUGUACCCGACUCACCUUUUCCCCGCGCCCUAAUCGCCUGCUGGAGCGCAAGCUACGCGUAUCUGGGCUCCGACCUAGGAUGACUUACAAUUUCCGUGUGCUGGCACUAAACGGGGUGUCGGAACGAAGUGGAAUUGGAGCAAUGGGCGAGGAGCUCAAUGUAACCACCGACCGUGAUGUUCCCCUCCCAGUGUCCGGAAUCCAACAAAUGUCAGCAACAGAUACCUCACUCUACCUGCGGUGGGCGCCACCCCCCCCACCCAACCAGCCCAAGGGCAAUAUCCUGGAUUAUGAGGUCAAAUACUAUGAAAAGGACCAAGAGAAACCCCUAAUAAUGUUCCUGAAGACCACAGGCAGUGAGGCUCGUCUGGUGGGACUUCGUGCCGGCACCCUGUAUGUGGUACAGGUGCGAGCGAGGACUGAAGCUGGGUACGGGGCAUUCAGUGGAGAUGCCUUAUUUCAAACCUUGUCACAUGACCCAGAGAAAGCGCAGCCUCAGGUGGCGUUAAUUGCGGGGACAGCCGGUGUGGGCACACUUCUUGUCAUAGCCGUUAUAAUAGUCGCCAUUGUGUGCGUGCGGAAACAUGCAAUUAACAAGGAGACCGAGUAUAGCGACAAGCCUCCGCAGUAUCUCAUCGGACACAAUGCCAAGUUAUACAUUGAUCCUUUCACCUAUGAGGAUCCUAACGAGGCUGUUCGAGAAUUUGCUAAAGAAAUUGAUGUGUCUUAUGUGAAGAUUGAGGAGGUCAUAGGAGCAGGGGAAUUUGGGGAAGUGUGCCGCGGACGCCUGAAGGUGCCAGGGAAGAAAGAAAACUACGUGGCGAUAAAAACCCUAAAAGGCGGGUACACGGAGCGCCAGCGCAGAGAAUUCCUCAGUGAGGCGAGCAUCAUGGGGCAGUUUCAGCACCCAAACAUUAUCCACCUGGAAGGAGUAAUUACUAAUAACUGCCCUGUAAUGAUCAUCACGGAGUACAUGGAGAAUGGAGCCCUCGACUCAUUCCUCAGGCUAAACGACGGGCAGUUUACACCAAUCCAGCUGGUGGGGAUGCUGCGGGGAAUCGCCUCAGGGAUGCGGUAUUUGGCGGAGAUGAAUUAUGUUCACAGAGAUCUGGCAGCACGAAACAUUCUAGUUAACAGUAAUCUGGUUUGCAAAGUAUCGGAUUUUGGUUUGUCGCGGUUUCUCCAAGAAGGAUCCACGGAUCCCACGUAUACCUCCUGUCUGGGCGGUAAAAUCCCCAUCCGAUGGACAGCCCCAGAAGCCAUCGCCUUCCGGAAGUUUACAUCUGCCAGUGAUGUCUGGGGAUACGGGAUUGUCAUGUGGGAAGUUAUGUCUUUUGGAGAACGACCGUACUGGGACAUGUCUAAUCAAGAUGUGAUUAAUGCUAUCGAGCAGGAUUACCGACUCCCAGCUCCCCCUGAUUGCCCAUCUGCCCUGCAUCAGUUAAUGUUGGACUGUUGGCAGAGAGAUCGAGCAGCCCGGCCCCGUUUUACCGAUAUUGUCAGCUCCUUGGACAAACUGAUUCGUAACCCAGCCAGCCUGAAGAUCACCACCCGGGAGCAACAUGGGACUUCACAGCCUCUCUUGGACCAACGCACGCCGCACUAUUCUUCCUUCGCUACGGUGGGCGAGUGGCUGCAAGCAAUAAAAAUGGGAAGAUACGAGGAAGGAUUUAGAAAUGCAGGAUUUACUACAUUUAGCAGAGUUCGACAGAUAACCACAGAAGACCUGCUACGGAUGGGGAUCACGCUUGCUGGUCACCAAAAGAAGAUAUUAUCGAGUCUUCAGCAAAUGGUCCCAGCUGAGAAGAUUCCCUCGGGACCCGGACUAUGCUACUAGUUGACUUUGCUGCACCAUUGGACUUGAUACCACCAAUCACAAACUCUCAUUGAGCAGUGCAAUAAGCUGAUUGGUUGCAGCCUUGUGAUGUCACCUAUGAUAUCAGUCACACUGACUGUCCAGCACGGUAUCUAGGAGAGGCAGAGUUUGGGGUGACCACACACCGCAUUGUGAAGGCAGCGGUAUAUCCCCUGUACAGUAUGUAUAUAAAUACAUUGUCA